Molecule: messenger RNA, 657 nt
Organism: Peronospora matthiolae
Lineage: Eukaryota; Oomycota; Peronosporomycetes; Peronosporales; Peronosporaceae
Source: the annotation of a GenBank genome assembly
AUGGAGGCCUCCGUCUACUCUAGUAGCAAAAGCAAAGAACGCGUGUCGCUGUCGCGUGAGUUCCGAAAGGUUGACAUCGCUAUCGCCUCGAGACUUCUCGAGGAUCAUCAAGCAAAGGUCACAUUCCUCCGUAUCCGUCUCAGUGAUAAAGCCAAGGAGUUGGCGCUAGGUACAAUCUUAGUGGACGAGUAUGCAUUUUACACUCUAGAAGCCAUCCAGAGUGAUCUUCGACUCGCCUUCGAGCCGCCACAAGAAGAGAAUUUGGUGCAAUCGAGGCUCCUGUCCUUAAUACAGGGCAAGAUGUCUGUGUGCGACUACGUGCAGAUAGCUCGACAUCAAGCCUCGUGCAUUGUCACCAAUACCAUGGACAUGUACACACAAGUGAGCGUGUUUGUCGAUGGCAUGCGUGAAGGAAAGACUCGCCUAUCGCUGGAACGCGCGGAGCCUGCCACAUUGGAGGAGGCUUGUGCUAUCGUCCUCCGUGAGGACUUUAAAGUCACCACGGCCUUUACCAAACCUCCCGUUGUUACCGCUGUCAGAUCAGCGGGCCCGGAACUUAUUAAGAUUGAUGCAAUUGAGUCGUCGGUCGGGACAUCGCGAGGCUGCAUGCCGCGCGCCAGCACAGAUGUUGGAGCAUGCGGCGGACACCCAUCAUGA